AUGGGGGUGAGCUCCCAAAAUUCAACAUGGUGUGACAACACCUUCCCAUUCUCUAUAGCAGUGGUUGUUUGUUACGGCACCCAGAACGUUUUGAGUGUGACGGGAAAUACAGAGACUCAAUACAACCUGAUGAAGGAGAGGUACACAGGCUGUGAGAUUGUGAUGGGCAACCUUGAGAUUACCAUGAUGGAGCACACUAGAGACUUCUCAUUUCUGCAGUCUAUCAGGGAGGUGACAGGCUACAUCCUGUUCGCGGUCAAUGAGUUCAGCCGCCUCCCUUUGGACCACCUGCGUGUCAUUAGAGGCACCACACUGUAUGAGGACAAAUAUGCUUUGGCUGUGAUGGUCAACUACCACAAGGACAGGGAGCAUGGUCUUCAAGAACUGGGCCUGACUCACCUUACAGAGAUACUGGAAGGAGGAGUCAAGAUCAUCCAUAAUAAGUACCUGAGCUACGCCCCGCAGGUGAACUGGUUGGAUAUAGUGAAGGAUGGAACAACUAAUAUUGUUAUUGAGGGCAACGGACCUGAAAAGCCUUGUCACAAAGCAUGUGGAAACGUGCCAUGCUGGGGUCCAGGAAGUGACUCAUGCCAGAUUUUGACAAAGACUGUGUGUGCACCUCAGUGUAAUGGCCGAUGCUUUGGCAGAAACCCCAGCGAGUGCUGUCACAAUGAAUGUGCUGGAGGUUGCAUUGGACCCCUGGAUACAGACUGCUUUGCUUGCAGGAACUUCAACAACACGGGAUCCUGUGUAUCCUUGUGUCCCCAGACUCUGAUCUACAACAAGCACACAUUCAAACUGGAGCCCAACCCCAAUGCCAAGUACCAGUAUGGCUCCAUCUGUGUCGCCCAGUGCCCCCCAAACUUUGUGGUAGAUGGCAGCUCAUGUGUGAGCAGCUGUCCCACCGAUAAAAAAGAGGUGGAGAAGAAUGGGGUGAAAAGAUGUGAGCCCUGUGGCGGUCUCUGUCCAAAAGCUUGUCAUGGCACAGGAAGUCCAACCAGGCAGACUGUUGAUGCUCGUAAUAUCGACAGUUUCACAAACUGCACUAAGAUCCAAGGCAGCUUGCAUUUCCUGGUGACUGGGAUCAAAGGCGAUGAGUACAAUAACAUACCAGCCCUGGAUCCAGAAAAACUGAAAAUCUUCAACACGGUCCGGGAAAUAACAGACAUCCUCUGUAUCCAGUCGUGGCCUGAAAACAUGACUGACCUGUCAGUCUUCUCCAACCUCCAAACAAUUCAAGGCAGAACGCUUUACAAAGGAGUGAGUUCUUCAAGGGGUUACUCCCUUCUGGUGGUGAGGAGUCCCUCUCUGACCUCCCUGGGGUUACGCUCCCUGCGAAAAAUAAAUGACGGCGGUGUCUACAUCACAGGAAACAAGAAGCUCUGCUACCAUGACACUGUCAACUGGUCGCGUAUUAUGAACAGCAGCUCCCGUUCCCAAAAACGUAACAAACACACUGACAUUAAGGAGAACCGAUCAAGAAAUCAGUGUGUCAAGGACGGCCGUGUGUGCGACCCCCUGUGCUCUGAUGGCUGCUGGGGCCCUGGGCCAAACCAAUGCGUGUCCUGUAAGAACUACAGCAGAGGAGGAAUGUGUGUGCCAGACUGCAUGUUCAUGACAGGGAAGAGGCGGGAGUUUGCUACUCGAUCAGGGGAAUGUAUGCCCUGCCACCCUGAGUGUAAGGUCCAGGAGGGCAAAGAGACCUGCACAGGCCCGGGAGCAGAUCAGUGUGUAACAUGUGCCAGGAAGCAGGAUGGUCCUCACUGUGUCUCCUCUUGUCCUGAUGGUGUGAUGGGAGGGGAAGGAUUAAUCUUUAAAUACCCCAACAAGCAAGGCCACUGUGAGCCAUGCCACAUCAACUGUACCCAAGGGUGCCAUGGUCCGGGAACUGGAGACUGUUUCGGGACUUCUCCAUACAUUUCUGGACAAGAGACCACAGCCAUUGUACUGGGAGUCAUUGCCCUUCUCUUCGUUUCAUUCUCUAUUUUUGUACUGGCUGUUCUGUAUCGCCGAGGUCUCGCCAUUCGUCGCAAGCGAGCCAUGAGGAGAUACAUGGAGAGUGGACAGAGUUUUGAGCCUCUGGAAACUGGAGAGAAGGGAGCUCAAGUCCAUGCUCGGAUCCUGAAGCCCACAGAGCUGCGUAAGAUCAAGCUGUUGGGUAAUGGAGUGUUUGGAUCAGUCCAUAAGGGCAUUUGGAUUCCUGAGGGUGAUACAGUGAAACUUCCUGUGGCCAUUAAGACGAUUCAUGAUCGCACUGGCCGGCAGACCUUCUGUGAGCUGACAGAUCACAUGAUGUCAUUGGGAAGCCUAGACCACAUUAAUGUUGUCAGGAUCCUGGGCAUCUGCCCAGGGGCCAGCCUGCAGCUUGUCUCUCAGCUCAGCAUUCAGGGCACCCUGCUGGAGCACGUCAGGAACUGCAAAAACAAGUUGAGCCCACAGAGGCUACUCAACUGGUGUGUUCAAAUCGCAAAGGGUAUGUAUUACCUGGAAGAAAACAGAAUGGUCCACAGGAACCUGGCUGCCAGAAAUGUGCUCCUGAAGAACAAUUACACUGCCCAGAUCUCAGACUAUGGCAUUGCAGAUCUACUUUACCCUGAUGACAAGAAGUACUUUUACAAUGAGGUCAAGACACCAAUCAAAUGGAUGGCACUGGAGAGCAUCUUGUUUCGCAUAUACACACACCAGAGCGAUGUCUGGAGUUAUGGGGUGACAAUAUGGGAGAUGAUGUCCUAUGGGGCAGAGCCAUAUGCAACAAUGCGUCCACAGGAGGUUCCCUAUCUCCUGGAAAAGGGCGAGCGUCUGUCCCAGCCUCAAAUUUGCACCAUUGAUGUCUACAUGGUCAUGGUUAAGUGUUGGAUGAUUGAUGAGAAUGUCCGUCCAACAUUCAAAGAGCUGGCCAAUGAAUUUACAAGAAUGGCCAGAGACCCGCCUCGCUACCUGGUGAUCAAAGAGGACUGCAGCCAACAGGACUCAGCCCCAGAUGAACUUGUCCAGCGCAGUGUAGACCUCGAUGACCUGGAUGUUCUAGAUAUCAAGCUGGAGGAUAAGGAGGUAGAGGGGGAGGUAGGUGGCUUGAUUCCAGCGCCCCCCCACCUGUCUUCAUCCAGGAGCCUCAGUCGCCUCUGUAGUAUGGACACUCACAGAGUGGUUCUUAAUCCAUCAAGCACAGCUGGAUACCUGCCUAUGACCCCUGGAGUUGACAAUGCAGGACAGGUUCUGUGGCAGUCACGCUCUCGUCUAAACUCGGCCCGUACCGUGUCUGAGAGCUCCGAGGGCUGUGGCACAACAGUGGAGCUGGAGAUGAAUGAGGACUUUUCUUUAGCGGGGAGCCUGAAAAGAAAACGUCAUCGUGAGGACAGCGCUUACAUGUCACAGAGGGACAGCAUGUCCGGCGGGCCAUCAGAGACUCCAUCCCCCGAAAUGGAGGAGGAAGACCAGAAUGGAUAUGUUCUUCCUGGAGACAGCCCAGAGAGAGAUACCCUACUCUUCUCAUCUCGAGUCACUCCUGGCAGGAUGGGCAAGUCUCGAUCAUCAGGCCUCUUAGAUGACCCAGAUGAUGAUGAAUAUGAAUAUAUGAACAAGCAGGUAAGUGUCUCGCCCAGGCACAAUGGCCACUGGCUGAAGCCGAACAUGAAACGAACCUCCUCCCUAUCGUCACAAGUGACAGCGUGCUCGGGUGAUACCAUACUCUCUGUAGAGGUCAUGGGAGUUCCCACGAGAGACAAAGACAGCUCUGAUUCAGAGCAGCUUGGCUCUAAUGACGUUGAGUAUGAAUACAUGGACAUCAGAGGUAGUGAAAAAGAGGAAAGUGCUGCAGCACAUGACCAUCCUCCAGAAAGAACGGGAGGACAGGUGCAGGAGGAUGAGGAGGAUGAAUAUGUGGAGGACAGUAACUAUCAUUACACAAACAGGCAGCCAAAACUGCGACAAGCUCUUCGAGACAACAAGGAGCUGAAGAUACAACGGAGGAACGAGGGUGAGGCCUACGAGUACGAGGACAUGGACGGCUUUGCUGCCCUGAAGCCUGGAGAUGCAGUGGUGUACCAGAAUGUGCAGAGGGAGGGGGAGGGAACAGUGGGUGUCACAGAGGCACAUGGAUCUGGGUUUAAACCCUAUGUAACAGUACAUUCUGGAGUCAGGGUUGGGGAACCUGCAGCUGGUGACCAAUCUUUUGACAAUCCCGACUACUGGCACAGCAGGAUGUUUCUAAAGCCUGAAGCAGUACCCACAUGAAGAAUAUUUUAAAUUUCAUGAACUUCCCUCUGAACUGUUUUUAUGAAGGACUUGUAACAGGAAAUGCAAUAAAAAGUCAUAUUAAUAAUGUGGCCAACACGAGUGACUUUUUCACCGCUUUGUUGUCAGUUACAGGCUGAUGUCAUGUCUUGUAUUUAGGGCAAAGAGUUGGGACAUUUCCUAUUAGCACUGAGUGUUGAAAACACUAAAAGAACAGAUUACAAGCUAUAUUUUGAAAUGAACAAAGUGUGUUAUUGAGAACAAAUGUAUUUGCAGUUUCCCAUGUUUUGAGA
Molecule: messenger RNA, 4526 nt
Organism: Monopterus albus (swamp eel)
Lineage: Eukaryota; Metazoa; Chordata; Actinopteri; Synbranchiformes; Synbranchidae
Gene: erbb3a
Product: erb-b2 receptor tyrosine kinase 3a
Exons: 29
Coding region: 1-4233 (1410 amino acids)
Biological process (GO): multicellular organism development; positive regulation of kinase activity; positive regulation of cell population proliferation
Cellular component (GO): basal plasma membrane; signaling receptor complex; plasma membrane
Molecular function (GO): neuregulin receptor activity; protein tyrosine kinase activity; ATP binding
Source: RefSeq, a predicted model, not a curated record